This is a messenger RNA of Salvelinus namaycush (lake trout), 1578 nucleotides long. RefSeq lists its product as uncharacterized. The transcript is spliced from 6 exons. Bases 379 to 1029 code for a protein of 216 amino acids. The record is from RefSeq and is a predicted model, not a curated record. Gene Ontology annotation, cellular component: plasma membrane. NCBI's taxonomy places the organism in Eukaryota, Metazoa, Chordata, Actinopteri, Salmoniformes, Salmonidae.
CAUUGACAGGUGAACAGUGGAGAAAGGGAGAGCAUCGUGCAGGAUGAAAGAAAGAGACCUGGAUAGAGAGCCGCUGGGGUGUGUAAAGCUUUCAUCCUUGCGACAAAUGAGAAAUAGAACGACAAUUAUAAUGGCUUCUGAAUGAUGUUCGGAAGUUAAUGAGUUUAACACUGUUGCAGUGCAGUGCAGUGUAGUGUGUUGAGCAUAGCCACUUCUGCUGCAGUCGUCUGUACUUUUAAAGGAUGACCCACGACACCUGCCCUCAGGGCGCUGUUAUUGUGGUCUGCAUGCUGCUGUUGCGUCACAUGUUCAUUGUCAACGCAACGGACCUCCACUACAGCUCAGUUUGUUCUCCCCUGAGACCAGCAUGUGAGAGAAAUGGACAAUGAGAGUGAGAAGUGGGCCAGAAUUCUGUGGGACUACCUUUGUCUGCACCAUUCUCUGGAAAAGAGUGAUGUCAUAAUAGGCCUGGGUUGCCAUGAUGUGCGUGUGGCGGAGAGGUCAGCUUCUCUCUUCCUGGAAGGAUGGGCUCCUUGGCUGCUCUUCACUGGUUACAAAGGCAACCAGACUGCAGGUGUGUGGUCGAGGCCAGAGGCUGACGUGUUCCUGGAUGUGGCUCUGAGGAUGGGAGUGCCCAGGGGGAACAUACUGCUGGAGACAGAGGCCACCAACACUGGAGACAACAUCUGCUUCUCAUACAGGCUCCUCAAGGAGAGAAACAUCCCAGCCAACAGGGUGAUCCUGGUCCAGCAGCCCUUUAUGGAGCGCAGGGUCUCUGCAACAUUCCUGCGCCAGUGGCCUGACCAAGGGGAACAUACGCAUGCCAUCGUUACCUCCCCCCAGAUGGGCAUCUCUGCCUACCCCCACCCCACUGUGGGCACUGCCACGGACCUAAUAACAUACAUGCUAGGUGUUCUAGAGAGGAUCCGUGACUACCCACAGAAAGGUUUCCAGGUGGAGCAGGAGAUUACACCCAGUGCUCUCUCCGCCUACCACUGGUUCCUGCAGGCUGGCUACAUUCCCAAGUGAAUACACAACACACACACAUACACUUGUGCCUAUGUUUCGCUAUGGACAUGUUGAUGCUACUGAUGGUUGGGAAUUUAACAUUAAAUUACAGUAAGUUCAUAUUUUGCGAAGAUGGUUGUUUCAUUAAUACCGUGACUUGAGACGUAUGAAAAUAUGCCACAGAACUCAAUUCUUGCUUAUUGUAAGUCAGUGGAUUGAAUGCAUUUCUACAUAAAUAAAACAAAAUGAAUAUAAAAGCUAUUACCCUUAUUUACAUACCACAUAGAAUAUACAUUAAAAGACAACCCCAAAAUAUACACCCAAAUAAAACAACUGGACCUAAGCCCAAACCUUAAAGCCCAAGUGUUUAAUUGAUAAUAAUCUUAAACAUGACCAUCAUAUAUAAUAUCAUUAGACUAUUUUUGGCUUGACGUAUGUGGGUAAGAGAUGGUGUGGUAUGUUAAAAGAAUGACCUCUUUCUCUCUCAUUCACCAUUAUAACACUAUUUCAUUGCAGCCAUCGCAUUUGUAAAAUCAAAGCUAAAAAGUAAUUGACAUUCAAGUAUUUUCC